Molecule: messenger RNA, 1524 nt
Organism: Blepharisma stoltei
Lineage: Eukaryota; Ciliophora; Heterotrichea; Heterotrichida; Blepharismidae
Source: the annotation of a GenBank genome assembly
AUGGAAAUACCUGAAAUAAAGACUUUAUCCACUACUUUUUCUACAAGUUUUGGGACAGUAAUAAAAUCCCCAAGAACUCCUCGUGCUGAAACAACCUUUUUAAAUAACAGGGAUAAGCUGCGCCACAAAAUAACAAACUUAUAUAAAACUCAAUUUGAUUAUAUUGAUCCUACUUCAAUAAAAUUCCUAGAGCUUGAAGCCAGAAGAGGAAGAACUUUAAUUCCAGGCGACUCCUCAUAUACCCCUAAAGCAGUUAAAGCCAAAGAUCCAUUAUUUCUCAAUAUUAAGAGAGAGCACAAAAAUAAGCAUGAGGGGACACAGAUUGUUAUGCUUCCAAAAUCACCCUUCGGAGUUCAUCAGAAAUAUGAUGAAAAAGGCUUCAUAAACAAUCAUUUCGUGGCACCUGAAAGCAAUGAUCCAAAAUUAUUCGAAUUUUCGAAGAAAAUGAGGAUUUGGCAGAAACGGCUAAGAAAGUCACAAGAGAUCCGUGACAAAAGAGCGAUCUCACCAAAGAGGCUAUGCUUAAGACCAAAAGUUGACAUUUAUACUUAAUCAGUAUAAAUUCUUUAUAUAGAAGUACUAAUAAGACUAGUCCAAUCAUCUAUUAAAUUCGGUUAAAAAUGUUGCAUUAUAAUUUGUAAUUAGCAUCUUCAAUUUAUUAAACUUUUUAUCUGCCAAAAUGGCCAGAUAGGCAACCCUCACCUAGUGUCAUUGGGCCUAGGGUCCGAGGGCCUGCAGCUUGCGGGAGGUCCGGGGUACGUUUUGCCAGCGUAAUUGGGCUUUUUCCUGGGCCCUUAGAAGAAAAGCACAAAUUCGGGAUAACUUCAUGGAAGAAAGGAUGCUAGGAGGCUUCGAGCGGAGCGUGGGGCAUGAAGGAGGACCAGACGAUCAACUUCAGGCUGAUUUUCCCCCCUGAAGUGGAGCCUGUGACCGAUAAGGCCAGGAUUCAAGGGAAGCAAGGGUCUCCCCGUCAGAUGAUGACGUCACCAUUUUUGAUGACGUCAUCAAAAAAGAAUAAAAAAAUUUUUAAAGUUUUAUGAGGAUUUUACUUGGAAUUUUUACAGUUUUUGUGAGCUGGAGAAGUGGAAGGAGCAUAAAAAGUCGCAAUUUGAAUAGAAUAAGCCCCUGCAAUAAUGGGCUAAUAUAAUUAUUAGUAAUUCAAUUCAAUUUAUUAAUCUAUGCUGCUAUUAAGUUAUUGAUAACGAUAUAUGCGAGAUUUAUGCCUAUAAGAUAUAUAAAACAAAGGCAGGCGAUUUAAUUUGUGAGAGACAUUCUUCAGUUGUCAAUGCUUAUGAAGAGGAAAAUGAAAAAUUUAAGAAAUUCAAUCGAGGAGUAUCAGAAGAUGCCGUUAAAAGAAGACUGAUGAUAAAUGAUGACAAAAAGAAACUGGAAGAACUUAAGAUUGGGAUAAGCAAAACAAUAGAAAGGCUAUACACUGCCCCAAGAAAUGAAACACGCUCAACAUUUUAUUCCUCAGUUUGCGAUAAAUACCCUGCAUUAUUUACAGAAGAAGAUCAAUAUUAA